This is a messenger RNA of Dufourea novaeangliae, 3517 nucleotides long. It is a transcript of the gene Rgl, whose product is annotated as ral guanine nucleotide dissociation stimulator-like 1. The record is from RefSeq and is a predicted model, not a curated record. The transcript is spliced from 7 exons. Lineage: Eukaryota; Metazoa; Arthropoda; Insecta; Hymenoptera; Halictidae. Gene Ontology annotation, cellular component: plasma membrane. Gene Ontology annotation, biological process: positive regulation of GTPase activity; Ras protein signal transduction. Bases 657 to 3005 code for a protein of 782 amino acids. Gene Ontology annotation, molecular function: guanyl-nucleotide exchange factor activity.
UCGAGUGCCGCUGGAAGUAAGCGGCUGUCCGUGAGCCCGUGCGGAGGUUAGUUCGCUUCGCCCGUGACCGAAAUUAUCAUUGGACCGUGUGUGUGCGCGCGUGUGUGUGUACUCGUCCCGUUUGUUCGGCGAAAUAAAAAAAAAGAAAAAAGCAGGAACAAGGGAGUCGGUGCUCGUGUGGCGUGUAUAGUGCCCGGGACCCGCGUGUUUCGUGAACGCGAUUCAAAAAAAGUCUCGAGUCUCGUGAGAACGGAUCAGUACGACGGCGUGCUAGUGUCGUUGACGUUUCGUGUGUCAGUGUCCUCUCUCUUUCUCUCACUCUGUCCCUCCGUCUACGUUCCUCUCGCUUCAUCCUACGCACCCUACCGCUGCGCGCCCUCGUCCUUUUUCCUUCUGUCUCCGCGUUCUCUUUACGUUGACCAUCGUCGUAGCGCACAAGCCGCGUUCCCGUCGCUGCGAUGCCAGAUGACAGGUGCGAGACGGUGCCACCGGUAUCUCCGAACGAGUCAUUCGAGUGUCCUGCGGAUUUAGGAUACGCCGCAGAAUGACGAGCGCAAAGUUAUUUUACCGGAAGGGCGGCGAAGAGGACCGAGGACGACGACCACGACGACGAUCUCGAAUUCCCUCGCGCUAGCGUUGGGCUAUGAGCGCUGACAAUGGGGACGACUCCUUGGCAGAAUCGAAGUGACGGAAGAAGGGGAAGUUCCGCGGACAUACAGUCGUGGAUGCUGUGGCCCGUGUUGGGGGAUGACGGGCUGAGCCCAGCGUCGCCCCCGGCGUCGGCCAGCGUCAAGGGGGUUAACAAACUGGCGCCCCUGCUUCUCUGCGGCCCCUGCAAGCCGACCAACCACAGGAAGAACCAGAAUUCCACGCAGUGGUACGUGCAGCAGCCCACGUGGCGUUUAUGGGGCGAGGAAAGGGGUGACGGCGUCAUAUACACGGUGUACCUGAAGAAAGUCCGAUAUCACAGGCCCACCAGGAGCCUUUCUGCAUCGGAUUCCGACGACGAGAUCUCGCACCUAGAAUGGGAGACGGUCAGGGUGCGUUUCCUGAAGGCUGGCACGGUGCAGCGUCUGGUCGAGAGUCUGGCGAACGACGACGGGGAGCUCGAGUCGACGUACAUAAACGUCUUCUUGGCGACGUAUCGAGCGUUCACGUCCCCGCGAGACGUUCUCGAGCUAUUGUUGGCGCGUUACGACGCCCUCGACGAUGGAUCCGGCGCGCUGACUGGCGAACAGCACCGAAAAACCCUCGUGCAGGCGUUACACGUGUGGCUGGACGCGUACCCAGGUGACUGGAAAUCACCGCCGAAUCAUCCUCUGCUCAGCAGACUGCUGGACUUCACGCAUCGUCGAUUGCCUGCCUCGGAGCUCGAACUGAAGGCGAGGCAUCGGUUGCACAGGUUCCAGCGUGAGGAUCAGAUAGAUUCCUGUAUGGUGUACGACAACGGUCGUCUGCCCCGAGGCUCUCCGGAUCCGAUGGUGGAUCAUUGGGCGGCCUACAGCUUCCCAGAGGUGCCGCAUCGUCAUUUCGCCGAGCAGCUGACCCGUAUGGACGCGGAGGUGUUCAAGAAACUGGUGGCGCAUCAGUGCCUGGGCGCUGUCUGGUCGAGAAGGGAUCGUUCGAGGAGCCACGACGCUGCUACUGUGUUAGCAACGGUGAAUCAAUUCAACGCAGUGUCCCUAAGGGUGAUAUCGACAAUUCUGAUGGAUCCCGCCAUGAAAUCCCAGGAACGUGCCAGGAUCCUGGAGACGUGGAUCGAUAUUGCUCAAGAGCUACGGGUGCUGAAGAACUUCAGCAGCUUGAAGGCAAUAGUGUCAGGGCUGCAGAGCAAUCCGGUUUACAGGCUGGAGAAAUGCUGGCAGUGCAUGCCCAGGGAGAAACACGAGCUGUUCAGGGAACUGGAGAGGAUCUUCUCCGAGGAGAACAACGCGUGGACGCAGAGGGAGCUUCUGAUCAAGGAGGGCACCGCCAAGUUCGCGGACACAGCUGGCAGAAGCGACAGGCAUCUCCAGAAGUUGUUCCAGAAGCAGAACACUCAUGCAGGCAAUAUCAGUUACGGAACGAUACCGUACCUGGGAACCUUCCUGACCGACCUAACGAUGAUAGACACCGCGAUACCAGAUACGAUAGCCGAGGGAUUGAUCAAUUUCGACAAGAGACGGAAAGAGUUCGAGGUGCUCGCCAGGAUAAGACUGCUCCAGGGCGCGGCGAACGCGUACAACUUCAACACGGAUCCUCUGUUCGAUCGUUGGUUUCAUUCGGUUGUGGUGUUGGACGAUCGCGAGGCGUACAAGCUCAGCUGCCAGAUAGAACCUCCGCCGCCUGGGAACACUUUGAGCAAUCGUGGAAAGAAGAAGCAGAGCCAUCAGGGACACCGUAAAAACGAUUCGAUAGCGUCCACGUCUAGCUCCAGUAGCUCCCAGUUCUACUACGACCUGGAUUCUCUGCCCAGCUCGCCGCACAACUCUCUCGACCGACGCACAUCGCCGUCCCAGAUGUCCAGCUCGUCGUCCAGCUCGUCGUUACCGUCCCUGGACGUGUCCCUUAGCUCGGGCGGCGGCAGCGGGGCCACGGCCAAUCAGCAGAAUCGUUUAGCGCCGGUGAUAACUGCGAACGGGAACAGUACUAACCUGGUCGGUCUGUCCAGUCCCAGCCAUUCGCACAAGAGCUCCCCCGAUUUCUACAUCAUCAAGGUCACCAUGGAGAGCGACAACGUGGAAACGGACGGUGUGGUGCUCUACAAAUCUAUCAUGCUGUCGAACAACGAGAGGACACCGCAGGUGAUACGGAACGCGAUGCUCAAGCUGGGAAUCGAGGGCAGUCCCGAUCAGUACACUCUCGCCCAGGUGCUACCCGAUCGAGAAAUGGUCUUGCCGAACUCGGCGAACGUUUACUAUGCCGUGAACACCGCGCACAACCUGAAUUUCAUUCUGCGACCCAGACGGGAACCGAACGACAUCGCCUCGGACAGUCCCAAGAGCAAGACCAGUCACAAACGGUAGUGCUGAAUCCUUUGACAAGGGUGGAGAACCGUGAACAAUGAAAGGCUGAAGUGAUCGCGUUGGAAGGACAGAGAAAGAAUCUCAAUGUACGUUACGAUGGUGCGAUUUAACCAUGUUUCGUUUGUUUCUUCUGUUUUUUUCUUUUUUUUUUAAAUAACCCAUGACAGUACUGACACGUUUUUGUUAGUGACAACUACGGGCCGGUGUAUAUUAACUCUCUUCGGGGCACCCAUGGGAAUCAUUGUUUUGUUUUUUUGCUGUCCCCCUUUCCUGUCUAUUUUCUAUUCUUUUUUUUUUUUCUCUCUCUUGUUACUCACCGGUUGCACAUGCUCGUGUUAACACAACGUUUACCCGACCACACCACGGUAUACAUACCACACUCUCGGAUAUUCGACAUUUUAUUAUUAUGCAAUCAUGUCCGCGGAAAUAAUUUAGCGUUUAGAUAUAUGUGUUUAGCCGUGAGUCAUAGGGUUCGCCGAUUAUCGGCGCGGAAAAUGAACAAAGAUAAGCGA